CGACGCUUCAAGUUGUAUAAAAUCCACCGAUAUCCCAUCAUCAUGGGCACCGACCAGACGCUCGGGUUAUCAGCUCUUCGUUCACUCAAUCCGCUUUUGGGACCUUGAACCUUUGUUCCGGACCCCAUCCAACAACGAUGUCCUCGACACCACAGUCGUUCGAGACUCACAAUAUUGAUGCCAAGGUGAUGGAUACGACGAAGCACUUGGAGGUCGCACCUGGCCUUCAAUGGACAUCUGAAGAAGAGAGGAAGCUGUUGCGGAAGAUUGAUCUCUACCUGCUCCCCACGAUAUGGCUCAUGUAUCUCUUAUCCUACAUGGAUAGGACGAACAUCGGCAAUGCAAAGAUCGCUGGCAUGGCCGAUGAUCUCAAGCUCGAUUCUAAUCAAUAUAGUGUCUCUCUGGUUGUGUUCUUCGUCACAUAUGUCGUCUUCGAACCUCCAUCCAACAUGGUCCUAGUCCGAACAAGACCUUCAAUUUAUUUGCCAGUCAUUAUGACGAUCUGGGGAGCAUUGACCUGUUGUAUGGCGGCAGUCCAGGACUACUCACACCUCGUCAUUCUCCGUGUUUUCGUCGGCGUCUUCGAAUCAGGCUUUGCUCCCGGUAUUCUCCUCAUUAUUUCAUCGUGGUAUCAGCGAGAAGAGCAGUCUAAACGCUUCGCGGUCUACAUAUCUGCAGCUAUUCUAUCCGGAGCUUUUGGCGGACUCCUAGCCGGGUCCAUCACAAGUGGCCUUGACGGAGCCCAUGGACUUCGCGGCUGGCGCUGGUUGUUCAUUGUGGAAGGUGCUGCAACCGUGGGCUGGGCCGUCAUCUCAGGUUUCUUACUUCUCGACUUUCCAGCCAACACCAAGAGGUUUACCGACCGGGAAAGGGCGAUUGCUAUCGCCCGCUUACAGGAAGGCGGCGUUGUCACGCGGUCGCAAGAUGAACCCAGGCUCGGAAAACGCAAGUCUUUUCUCGUCGCUAUAAAGGACUGGCGAACAAUUGGCUUCAUCCUAGGGUACAUGGCAAUCGUCGGCUCCUCCACCCUCUCCUACUUCUACCCCACGCUCGUUCACGGCCUGGGCUAUACCUCGACAGUGCAAGCGCAAUACAUGACCGUCCCAAUCUACGCCGUCGCCUUUGUCUGCACCGCUGUCACCGGAUACUUCGCUGAUCGCAUCCCUCAACACCGCGGCCUUAUUAUCGCCUGCUGGCUCACCUUCUCCCUCAUCACCUCAAUCCUAGUUUGCGUCCUCUACAACUUCACCGCCCGCUACAUCCUUCUCGUUCUUAUGGCUGCCGGCCUAUGGGCGUCUAACGCCAUCUCGCUAUCUUUUGCUGGCGCGACGUUCGGAGCACUGCACCCCGAGGUUAGGGCAAUUGCGCUUGCGCUAGUCAAUGCGAUGGGCAAUUUGGCACAGAUCUACGGCGCAUAUCUGUUCCCCAGUGAUGAUAGCCCGAAGUAUCUUAUGGGAUUCGGUGUCAUUUCUGGAAUGCUAGGCCUCGGUGUGGUAAUCUAUGUCGUAAUGCAUGUGCUCACGAGGAGGAAGGAGGGUCUUGGGUGGAUCUAAAGUGAUGAGUAAACGGCGUCGGCGGG
Messenger RNA from Trematosphaeria pertusa, 1579 nucleotides. Its product is annotated as MFS general substrate transporter. Gene Ontology annotation, biological process: transmembrane transport. Gene Ontology annotation, molecular function: transmembrane transporter activity. NCBI's taxonomy places the organism in Eukaryota, Fungi, Ascomycota, Dothideomycetes, Pleosporales, Trematosphaeriaceae. Gene Ontology annotation, cellular component: membrane. Bases 138 to 1553 code for a protein of 471 amino acids. The transcript is spliced from 4 exons. The record is from RefSeq and is a predicted model, not a curated record.